GCUCGCCCCUCGCGGGUGUGUCGCUGGAGCGCAGGCCGCCCGGACGCGCGGGGCUGGCUGCAGCCGGGGCCGCGGAGCGCACCUGCUCCCCGCUGUUCCCGCAGCCGGAGGCGGCCGGGCGGCGGCGGGCGGCGCGAUGCGGCUGGGCGGCGGGGCCUUCGCCGCGGGCUGCGUGGUGAUCGAGGUGCUGGGAGUCGCGCUCUUCCUGCGGGGCUUCUUCCCGCCUCCCGUGCGCUCCUCCUCCAAGCCCGAGCCCCCGGCGGCGCCCGAGCCCUCGGCAGGGGCCAGUUCCAAUUGGACCAAGCUCCCCGCACCUCUCUUCGGGAAAGUUGUUAUUAUGCUGAUCGAUGCCUUGAGAGAUGAUUUUGUGUUUGGGUCAAAGGGUGUGAAAUUUAUGCCCUACACAACUUACCUUGUGGAAAAAGGAGCAUCUCACAGUUUUGUGGCUGAAGCAAAGCCACCUACAGUUACUAUGCCUCGAAUCAAGGUAAACAGUUUAACACCGUGUUUCAUAACUCACUAGGCGCCAGGUGCACGAAAUUCUCACAAGGGGCACAGCCCUCGCAGCCCCCGCUUCGUCCUAAUGAGCGCAUGAGCCCUUUAUUAGAUAGGAUGGUUUGGCUCUAAGAGGUUCAGAGGGCUCUCUAUAGUCUGUUACUUGUCCACAUUUGAAAUGCAUUUGGUGCCCUCAGCCUGGCUGGGGCAGUAGACGGACAAAGAAGCCUGGCAUAAGGUAGAACUGAGACCACGGUUUGUACCCCUUUUCAAGUAGCCAGAGUUCAUGCUUGCUGGGAGGCAUAAAGGAUUGAAAGCCAGUUAUUCCAGGCUAGCCUAGUCUCAGGGGUGCCAUCCUCCUUGCUACCCUGUUAUUUUCUGUAAUGGCCAUUAGGUCAGUUAUACUCCUGGAAAGCCUCUAGGGUUAUCUCGUCCAGUCUCUUGACUUUAUGGAUGAGAAGGGAAACUCAGACUUGCCCAGCACUGAAGCAUACAGUGACUGACCCAGCAGGGUCUGGCCUCCACAGUUCUCGCUGUGUAAACUGCCUGCAGGUGCUCAGCUAGUGAGUGUGGCUUUCAAGUGCCUAGUGCCUCACCCAGGAACUAUGGGUAAAGAAAAGACUGAAGCUUUAUUAGGGACCGUUUCCAAAGGAGGGAACAGGCUUGAAGUACCCAAGUCACGCAACUGGAAUGGGGACUGGAGCACAAGGCUGCCUGGCUCCAAUGACUGGCCGUCAUGGGGCAGCACACGGCAGCACUGCUGAGCAGGGUGACUGAGGCAGGUCCUUCCCUCAGAAGGCAAGAACCCCCAUUCCCAAGGCCAUGGCAGCCACGGGAACCUCCAAGGAGCUGACAGACUUGAGUUCUCACUUCACACUCCCUACAGCCCCCAACUGCAACUCGGUCGCUACCUGCAUGCUCCCUGGGGUGCCAGCCCAGAGGGUAAGAGGAGUUCCACAGGGCAAGAAAUUGAAAUGUCCAUUAAACAUGUGAAAAGACUCUUUUUACUUUACUAGUAAUCAUAGCAACUCAAAACCAUCUGCAAGGCCAAGUUUUGUCUAUCACGUUGUAAAAACUUAAAGAUGGAUGGUAACCUACUCUUCAUGACAAA
Molecule: messenger RNA, 1606 nt
Organism: Eptesicus fuscus (big brown bat)
Lineage: Eukaryota; Metazoa; Chordata; Mammalia; Chiroptera; Vespertilionidae
Product: GPI ethanolamine phosphate transferase 2-like
Exons: 2
Coding region: 137-523 (128 amino acids)
Biological process (GO): GPI anchor biosynthetic process
Cellular component (GO): endoplasmic reticulum membrane
Source: RefSeq, a predicted model, not a curated record